Knipowitschia caucasica is the source of this 351-nucleotide messenger RNA. NCBI's taxonomy places the organism in Eukaryota, Metazoa, Chordata, Actinopteri, Gobiiformes, Gobiidae. The record is from the annotation of a GenBank genome assembly.
AUGCAUACUUCUCUGCGCUUUGCCUGGUACACUCUUUUUCUACCUGAGUUGACCUUACGAGGCAGCGCGUGGCCCCCGUUCACCACCCAGUACACGCCCCCGUACAUACCUUUCCCCACGCAAGGACCAGGCUACCCUCGCCUCUCAGCUCCCUUCCUGUGUUGUUGUAGCUUUGGAGCCUUCAGUACUCUGGUGCAGCCUAUAUCCUCAGUCUGCCGUUGGGUUGUUUGUAGAACGAAAAACCAACAGCUAUCGGAGCUGAGUUCCCGACCAACAAGCUCCAGUGCACGGUCACAUGCCGGCCAGGCCCAACUGCAAACAGCCCCGACCUACCCACCGACUGAAAAUUGA